AUGGCUUUUCUCUUCAAAUCCAAGAAGCACCCGGAGAAGGCGCCUGCUAGUCGCGAGGCCGGCUCUGGCUCACAAGGAUCGAUCCAAAGCGCCAGCGCCCGCGUCGCCGAAAAGAAUGCCGUCCAGCACCGCGCAACCCCCACCGGGAGCUUACACUCUCUCGAAAAUGAAGGCAGCAAUGGAAGCCCAGAUCAUGGGCCUGGGCAUGGACAUGGACGCCGUGGCGGAAGCGCUGAUCAGCCCGUACAAACCGGAGAAGUGCCACGCAACGGCCCUCCAGCAAACGGUCCUAACGCGUCCCUGUAUCCCUGGUCGCAACGGCGAUUGACCUACACCUCAACACAUCCUCCCCCAUUCCCUCGAUAUGGCGCUGCCGUGAACUCAGUAUCUUCCAAGGAAGGCGACGUCUAUAUGAUGGGCGGUUUGAUUAACGGAUCAACUGUUAAGGGAGACCUCUGGAUGAUUGAGGCCGGAGGCAACAUGGCCUGUUACCCCCUGCCAACGACGGCAGAGGGACCCGGGCCUAGAGUCGGUCAUUCGAGUCUGCUUGUUGGCAAUGCUUUCAUUGUCUAUGGUGGUGACACCAAGAUCGACGAGUCUGAUGUUCUUGACGAAACUCUCUACCUUCUCAAUACCUCAACGAGACAAUGGUCCCGCGCUCUGCCGGCUGGGCAACGACCAUCGGGUCGAUAUGGACACUCACUUAAUAUACUCGGCUCCAAGAUUUUCAUCUUUGGUGGCCAAGUCGAGGGCUUCUUCAUGAAUGACCUUUCUGCAUUCGAUCUUAACCAGCUCCAGAUGUCAAAUAACCGCUGGGAGAUUUUGGUCAAGGGAGAGACAAGCCCCAAAAUGCCUGCCGCGCGAACCAACCACACCAUGAUUACGUUUAACGACAAGAUGUACCUAUUUGGCGGCACCAAUGGUUUCCAGUGGUUCAACGACGUAUGGUGUUACGACCCAGCCGUGAACAAAUGGUCUCAACUCGACUGCAUCGGUUAUAUCCCAGCACCUCGCGAAGGCCAUGCUGCUGCUCUCGUGGACGACGUCAUGUAUGUCUUCGGUGGACGAACGGAGGAAGGAACAGAUCUCGGCGAUCUCGCGGCGUUCAGGAUCUCGUCAAGACGGUGGUACACGUUCCAGAACAUGGGUCCAUCCCCUUCACCUCGCUCAGGACAUAGCAUGACGACUGUGGGCAAGUCGAUAGUGGUUCUCGGCGGAGAGCCAAGCUCAACAACUACGUCCGUGAGCGACUUGGGCCUGCUAUACGUCCUCGACACAUCGAAGAUUAGGUAUCCAAACGAUGCACAGCAGGCCGCGCAACAGGGCGCGCAGCAGCGAGUUCACGGAGCACGACGACCAAGUGCUGGCGAGGGAAACCGCCCGCAUGGCUCACGAGACGGGUCAAAUGGACCCGAUUCGAGAAAGAUGAUUGUGGGAGGGCCAUCUGCCCCCCCCAACGGUCAUCGAUCGCCCCCUAAUGCCGCCGACGGCCAUGGAUCUCAAGGGGGUCCUGUGAACUCCAAACUGCCCAGAGCUUCAGCUGUCCCUCCAUCAGGACCUCCUCCUCAGGGUCCUAUGCCCGCUCGACCCACGGUAGACACAUCUGCGGUUGCCCGGGUUCGGGGACAGUCUGCUGAGCGAGGUGGCAUGUCCGGCUCUCCUCGAAUGGGUCACACCGGAUCGCCGAUUACACGUGAAGUCAUCAACGAGACCGAUAGCCCUGCCUCCAAUGGUCGACGGACACCCACGCAACAGGCCGCUCGUGCUGGCUCAAGGCAGGAUCAUGUGAACGGAGAUGUGCCCAGGGCCAAACCGCCUUCUCAGCCAAGCCGAUUUGCAGGCUCAGGAGAUGGUUCAUCAGAGCCAUCGGCCAAGCCAACAGUAACGCCCCGUCCAGCCUCACCACCAGUUCCUACUCGACAACCAAGCAACCCGCUAUCCAGGCGAUCUUCUGGGAGGAACUCUCAGACUGUUGUCCUCCUCAAGGAAUUGGACUCGGCGCGAAACCGCAACGCUUGGUAUGCUUCAGAACUGGAACUCGCUCGUAAGGCUGGCUACGCUCCCAACACAUCCUACAGCCCUCUACUCGAGAACAAGGCGACCGAGACCUUUGACGACGAGGAUCGACCCUUGAUAGAGGCUCUGCUGGCCAUGAAAUCAGAGCUCGCAAAUGUGCAAAGCGCAGUGGACAAGCAAGCGGUCAUUGCUGCAAAGCAGAUUGCUGAAGCAGAGAAGCAGCGUGAUGCAGCUAUUCAGGAGGCUGUUUAUUCCAAGGCCAAGCUUGCAGCACACCUGGGUGGAAGCAACGCCAGUACACCUCAACUUGACGGGCCCAGAGAUGAUUCUGAGGCUAGGUCGAGCGAACUGAGCAGAAAACUCGCCUCUGCUCUGUAUCUUCACAAGGAACUUCAGUCUAGGCUCGAGUCAACAAAGAGCGACCUUGAUUCGGAGAAGAGAGCUCGCCAGCUGGCAGAUGACACCACAAACGCUGCACAGAAGCGUAUGGCCGAGCUCGAAAGCUACAAGCAGCAGACCUCCACUGAAGUCGAACGGCUGAAGGCUGAGCUGCAUCUCGCUCAGCACGAGGCGCGUGAACAAUCCGUCACAUGCGCCGAGGCUGUUGCUGUUGCGGAGCUCCUUCGAAUCGAGAAAAACGAUCUAGAAAGCAAGUAUGAGGAGGCCGUUGACAGCUCCAAGGAUCAAAACGAUGCCUUUGAUUCUCUGCGAGCCGCCAUCGCAGCUUCGGAAGAUUCAAAGGCUCUCAUAGAGUCGAAACUCACUGAGGAGCGCAGCCAGCGAGAGAAACUGGAGGCACAGCUCAACAAGCUCAAGUUUGAGCACGAAGCUCGAACAGCUGAACUCGUGGCUACGACUCAGCGGCUGCGCGAUGCCGAGGAGCUUUCUGAGAAGCAUGCUGCUGAGGCUCGAACCCAUCGCCAAGCUGUUCUGGCAGGACUGGACAAGAUCUCAGCACGUGACGCUCCUGCGGCCAGCAACGCUGAUGCUGAGCGCAUUGCGGCGCUUCAGGCGCAGGUUACUGCUUCCAACGAGUUGGUCAAGAAGUACCAGCAGGAGGCUGAUGCUGCAGCUGAUAGACUGCGUGGCGCCGAGGAGCGCAUUGCCGGCCUUGAGCAAUACCAGGAGCAGUCAAGCCGAGAAGGAGUCGGUAUCAGGAGGCAGCUACAGUCUGCUCUGAGAGAGACGCAAAGCCUCCAGGCAGCGAACUCGGAUCUAAAGAAUCAACUGGCUGCUCAGCAGCUCGAGACGAACGCCAUGACAGUCCAGCACAAUGCUCUCAAGGACAUCCUCAGCGAGCGAGGCAUCAGCCCUACUGCCUCUAUCCGUGCCCGAGGUCUCGCUAGCCCACGAACCAACUCUCCUGAUUUGACCCGUGUGCGAGAUCUGGAGGCUCAACUGGCGAACACCGCCGCCGCCCAUGAGGAGACAAAGCAAACCUUUGCAAUUCAAGUCCAGGAGUCUGAAGCAGCCUGGCGCGAGAAGCUCUCACAGCUCGAGAGUGAUUACCAGUCAGCUGUACACUAUGUUAAGGGCACAGAGAAGAUGCUCAAGCAACUCAAGGACUCGCUGUCUCGCUACAAGACCGAGAAUGGUCGUCUCAAGACGGAGAUUGAGGAGCUGGAGGAUCGUCUUCAGGCUGGAGGCUCCGGUUCCUCCCCCGAGUGGGAGAACGAGAAGGCAGCACUUGAGAACAAGAUCCGUCAUCUGGAGUCUGAACUACAAGAGGCGGGAGCUGAAAUAGAGAAGCGCCUCGCCAGUCUUCAAGGAGAGCUUCGGGAUAGCAACCAACAGCGAGAUGCAGCGGUGAAGAGCAACGCAGAGGCCACUCAGAAGCUCAACAGCCAUCGCAAGGACCUGGAGCAGCUGCAGUCGGAAAACUCUCUCCUUGAGCAGCGCGCAAACGAUGCCGAGCAGAAGGUGGCCCUCCUCCUCGACCAGGUUGAACACUCGGUCGACAACUACCGCCGACGUAGCCGACAAGUACCCAGCAUGAACUCGGAGAUGGCAGCCAGCCCCAACGGCAUCGGUAUGGGCCACUCCAGACAGGAAAGUUCAGAGGGCGAAAGCAUCUACGGGGGCACUGGCGGGAACGGCCUGGAAGCUAGAAACAGUGCAGCCCUGGACAGCCUCGCCAACGAGCUCGAGACGCUCCGAAGCCAGUGGGAGGCGACCAACAAAAACUAUCGACUAAGCACCAACUUUGAUUUCGAGUCGGCGACGAGUGCCAAGAAGGAUGACGACGGUACGACAGGCAUUGGCCUCAGCGAGAGCCUGGCCGACUGGCGAAAGAGGCUCGACACGGAAGAACACCACAGUGACGGAGAAAAGUCCCGUCACCCCUAA
Messenger RNA from Fusarium keratoplasticum, 4362 nucleotides. RefSeq lists its product as uncharacterized. Gene Ontology annotation, molecular function: protein binding. Gene Ontology annotation, biological process: regulation of cell shape. The record is from RefSeq and is a predicted model, not a curated record. NCBI's taxonomy places the organism in Eukaryota, Fungi, Ascomycota, Sordariomycetes, Hypocreales, Nectriaceae. The transcript has 4 exons. Bases 1 to 4362 code for a protein of 1453 amino acids.